Brugia malayi is the source of this 582-nucleotide messenger RNA. RefSeq lists its product as uncharacterized. The coding region runs from base 1 to 582 and encodes 193 amino acids. Gene Ontology annotation, cellular component: nucleus. Gene Ontology annotation, molecular function: DNA-binding transcription factor activity, RNA polymerase II-specific; RNA polymerase II cis-regulatory region sequence-specific DNA binding. Gene Ontology annotation, biological process: regulation of transcription by RNA polymerase II. NCBI's taxonomy places the organism in Eukaryota, Metazoa, Nematoda, Chromadorea, Rhabditida, Onchocercidae. The record is from RefSeq and is a predicted model, not a curated record. The transcript is spliced from 3 exons.
AUGGACGCAGAAAUAAAAGAAGGGCCAAAUUGUUACGAGAAUCAACUACGAGCCAUGUCGAUGUGUUGGUCUGGAUUUGACCCAGUGGGUUCAAACGGCUUCAUAUCCAGUUGUUCGCAUCAAUUAGUAACAUGCCCAACGUUAUCGAUGACAAUUGCCAAGCAAAAGGACCAGCAGAUAGUGCAUCCGUUUCAUCCAUGCAGUUUCGUCUCCUUUGCGCAACAUUUCUCAACGCUGUCUUUCAACAGCAACAGUACUACGCCCUCAACCUCCUCUUCAUCGUCAUUCCCAGCACCAACUAAAAAGAAGCCCGUCCCCGUUCCUGAAAAUUUGAAAGACGAAGCAUAUCGUGAACGUAGAAUGAGAAACAAUGAAUCAGCUAGAAAAUCCCGAGAACUUAGGCGCCAAAAAGAAGAAUCGACGCAAAUACGAUGUGAUCAACUCCUGCAGGAGAAUCACAUUCUGCGAGCCGAAUUGUCUCUAUUACGAAACCAAAUGGAACAAUUCCGACAGAUUUUCCCAAUUUCUUUCAAAAUCCCGCAACAAAAUUUCGUAUCCGGCAGUUCUGUUUCUGGUUUAUAA